AUGUUUAGAGUAAGUAGACUGUAUAAAAUACACCAAGGUCACGUGGGUAAAGUGUUGAAUAAAUGGAGAAAUGCACAACCAUGGCUAGAUGAAAACAUUUAUGAUAUUGCCAGUGGUAUAGAUCCAUCAUUACGGAAGAUUCGUUUACAAAAGGACACUCUGACUAGGGAGAUAAUCAAUACAGAAAAUGAAAUUAAAAAUUUGUUCAGUGACGAACAAAUUCAGACUCUUUUAGGGCAUUCAGAAAGGGAGAGUGAGGAAAGCAAUGUGGAAAAGGAAAUGCAAGUUUCUAAAGAUGUAAUGAGAAUUUUACGAAUUCUGCGUCCUAAUGCACCACCUUCUUAUCGCGAAUCAAGCGCAUCAUUCCUAGACAUGACUUCAAAGCAGCUAAUACAAUCUCACACAAAUUAUGAUGAAUUCAAUGAUUAUUUUAGCACAAAGUCAUUCAUACUAUCCGUUAUAACGCUAUGCAAAUCACUUGAACAGGAUAUCCACCAGUUGUUUUGUGAUAUUACUGGAUUGGAAACUGAUAUUAAACAAAAUAACAACAUAUUUGGUUUGAGAGAUAUUAUUAAUAAACUUUAUGAAUUUGUUUUACUAAAGAAGGAUGUCAAUGAUGCUGAACGAUGGUCCAAUGAUGUAUGGCCUAAAAUAUCUAAAUAUUUCAACCUACCACAAUCAAAACAAGAAAUGUCUGAUUGGUUAAAAUCACAUAUUACUAGGAUUAAUCUUAAUACCACUGUUAGUGAUGAUUCGAGCUGUAAUUACUCUAUAGCAAAUGACUUCACCAGAGAUUCCUUAAUAUGUAGUGAGAUAUUAGAAGAAGAAAGAAUUAUGGGCAUACCUCGUAGCAAGUAUGGGUUGUAUUUUGAGUCAUUGAUUAACAUAUUAGAUCACAAUAUGACGCAAAACGAAGUUGAACAACUCUGUGAUUUGUUUACAAAAUUGUUAAUUACAUUGGAAGAUUUGGGUUUAUCUAAUUGGAUAAAUGGAAACUUAUCACUCGAUGUAUUGGAACCCUUACCUGAUUUAUCAGUGCUUGGGAAUUUUCACGAUGAUAUUAUUGCAGAGUCUCGGGAAUUGGUAAAAAGUUUGGCUAGGGGGGAUGAAUAUUUGCUUAAUCAUUUCCCUAAUCCUUCUGAAUUUAUCAAUUCACAAAGACAAUUGGAUCUGCCAGAAAAUCAAUUUUUUAAUGAUGCUCAAAUAGAUGAAAUGUUUGCCAACAAUAACACCGAUAAAAUUGCAACAGGUGAAGUGAAGGAAGCACCUUUUGAUUUAUUGUAUGAAAAUCACUUGAGAUUUCAUAGGAGCUUGGGACCUGCUGAAUAUUUUGUUAAUGAUAAAAAUAAAAUUGAUUGGAAGUGGAAAACGCCAAGUGGCGCCAUUUACGAUCAACACCGCGGAAUGUACCUAAGAAGCAAUCGCGGUAUCGAUCCAAUGCUAAGACUGGAAAAAAUGCGUUGUGCUAUUGUAGAUCGUAAACAAACUCUUUCUAUGUCAAAAGCUGGAAGGAUGUAUUUUACGCGUUGUGUCGUUGCUGUAGGGGAUGGUAAAGGAUAUUUUGGAAUGGGUGUUGGCCACGGCGCAAAUAUUGCAGAUGCCAGAAAUGACGGAAUAUUAAAUGCCCUUAAGGACAUGUUUUUCAUUGAUUUUGACAAAAAAAUGCCUUUACUUACCCCUGUACGCGGCCAAGAAUAUGGCACUACAAUAACGAUAACACCUAGACCAUUGGGUAAAGGCUUAAGGGUAUCGGGGAGAUAUCUGGCUUUGGCAUAUCUUACUGGCCUUGAUGAUUGCAAAAUAAGCUUUUCAGGUACUCGCAGUUGGAUAACCAGAAUGCGAGCUUUGAGGCGAGCCUUGGAACAAAUUUAUUCUAGAGCAACAAUGGCCAAUGCCACUGGUAUGAAGUAUACCAAUUUAUUUUGCCCCGGUGAGCAUACGAUUCAUUGGCCUGAUAGAUGGUUUAUACCUAUGCUAAAUGAAUAUAAGAAGAGGAUCAUAUGUAUCAAAAAGCGUAGGAUUAAAUUUGCGCGUAAAGCUGUGAGGAGGCAUAUACCUGAAAUUAUUCCCUCUGAUUUAAAAACUACGAUGCCUCAUUAUGCUUAUAAAUCUCCUCUGCAACGGUGGCAAAAUGAAUUGACCCAACUCAGAUAUACAAACAAAACGCAGCUACAGUCACAACCACAUAAUAUUCAUCAAAUCGAGGCAAACGCUACCACAUCGCAAAUUUUUGACAGUAUAGAGUCUGGAGAAGACGAACUAAACUUCCCAAUUGAGAGUAUUGUUAAGGAAUUGAGUAAUUAA
Babesia microti strain RI is the source of this 2304-nucleotide messenger RNA. Its product is annotated as mitochondrial ribosomal protein S5 precursor, putative. Gene Ontology annotation, biological process: translation. The record is from RefSeq and is a predicted model, not a curated record. NCBI's taxonomy places the organism in Eukaryota, Apicomplexa, Aconoidasida, Piroplasmida, Babesiidae. Gene Ontology annotation, molecular function: structural constituent of ribosome; RNA binding. The coding region runs from base 1 to 2304 and encodes 767 amino acids. The transcript is spliced from 12 exons. Gene Ontology annotation, cellular component: ribosome.